GCCACAAGCACCAUGGCAGAGUUCGCAGCCCUCAAAAGAGGCCUCGAGCUUGUUCUAGAGAACGGGUGGACGGAUCUAUGGCUCGAAGGAGAUGCCAAGAUCAUAAUGGAUAUCAUCUCCAAGAGAGGGAGACUGAGAUGUGAAGAGACGAAAAAGCAUGUGAAUUACAUCAAUGUAGUUAUGCCUGAGCUCAGCAACUGCGUGUUGAGCCAUGUUUACAGAGAAGGGAAUCGAGUCGCUGAUAGAUUGGCUAAGUUAGGACAUCAGUUUCAGGAUCCUAAAGUCUGGAGGGUUCAGCCUCCAGACAUAGUCUUGCCAAUUAUCCAUGACGAUGCAAAAGGUUAGAUUGUUCUUAGAACAAAAUGAGCCCAAAAGAAAAACAAGCCAACAUAUGUAAAAAAGAAAAACUUUUGUAACACCAACAUAUAUUCCACUUUAUUAUUUAUAACCCAACAACAAUCUAAAUGGCAAAUGAAUUCCCUUUUGCA
Camelina sativa (false flax) is the source of this 488-nucleotide messenger RNA. The record is from RefSeq and is a predicted model, not a curated record. Lineage: Eukaryota; Viridiplantae; Streptophyta; Magnoliopsida; Brassicales; Brassicaceae.